GCCGUGGUGGCUGUAAUCCCAGAAUGCAGAGCGCAUGGCGCGUCAUUGGAGAGGGACGAUGAUGGCGGCGCUCGGUGCACCAGAAGUCAUCACACAGCUGGAAAGCGCUGCCAAAGUUUUAAUGGCACCGCCGUCCAUGGUCAGCACAGAACAGAGGCAGCACGCUGAACAUGUUUUCCUCUCCUUCAGGAAGUCAAAAUCCCCCUUCGCCAUUUGCAAGCACAUCUUGGAGACCAGUAAAGUGGACUAUGUGCUGUUCCAGGCGGCCACCGCCGUCAUGGAGGCCGUGGUGCGAGAGUGGAUCCUGCUGGAGAAGACCAGCAUCGAGUCUCUGCGGGCGUUUCUCCUCACAUACGUCUUACAAAGACCCAAUCUGCAGAAGUACGUCCGCGAGCAGAUCCUUCUGGCCGUGGCCGUCAUCGUGAAGAGGGGUUCCCUCGACAAAAGCAUCAGCUGUAAAAGCAUCUUUCAUGAAGUGGGGCAGCUCAUCAGCAGCGGGAACCCGACGGUGCAAACCCUGGCCUGCUCCAUCCUGACCGCCCUCCUCAGCGAGUUCUCCAGCUCCAGUAAAACCAGCAGCAUCGGCCUCAGCAUGGAGUUCCACGGCAACUGCAAGCGUCUGUUCCAGGAGGAGGGUCUGCGGCAGAUCUUCAUGUUGACCAUGGAGGUGCUGCAGGAGUUCAGCCGCAGAGAAAACCUCAACGCCCAGAUGUCCUCGGUCUUCCAGCGCUACUUGGCUCUGGCCAACCAGGUCCUCAGCUGGAACUUCCUGCCUCUAAAUUUGGGGCGCCACUACAUCGCCAUGUUCGAGGCCACGCAGAACGUCAUGCUGAAGCCUACGGAGUCCUGGAGGGAAGCGCUGCUGGACACUCGCGUCAUGGACCUCUUCUUCACCGUUCACAGGAAGAUUCGCGAGGACUCGGACAUGGCGCAGGACUCCCUCCAGUGCCUGGCCCAGCUGGCCUCCAUGCACGGGCCCAUCUUCCCGGAUGAGAGCGCCCAGGUGUCCUACCUCGCCCACCUGGUGGAGGGCCUCCUCAGCAUGAUCAACGGGAUUGAGAUCGAGGACUCCGAGGCGGUUGGCAUCUCCAAUAUCAUCUCCAAUCUAAUCACCAUGUUCCCACGAAGUAUUUUAACGGCGCUGCCCAGCGAGCUCUUCACCUCCUUCAUCAACUGCCUCACGCUGCUAACCUGCUCGUUUGGACGCAGCGCCGCCCUGGAGGAGGUGCUGGACAAGGACGACAUGGUUUACAUGGAGGCCUACGACAAACUGCUGGAGUCGUGGCUAACGCUCGUUCAGGACGAGGAGCAUUUUCCCCGCGGCUGCUUCGUCCAGCCGGCAAUUCAAGUCUUCAACUCGUACAUCCAGUGUCACUUAGCUGCUCCUGACGGCACCCGCAACCUGUCUGUGAACGGCAUUUCGUCUCACGAAGAGGAAGAAAUCAACGAGCUGCAGGAAGACGACAGAGAGCUGUUCUCAGACCAGCUGUCCAGCAUCGGCAUGUUGGGACGCGUGGCCGCCGACCACUGCAUCCCUCUGCUCACAAGCCUGCUGGAGGACCGGGUGACGCGACUCCACGGUCAACUCCAGAGGACCCAGCAGCACCUCAUGGCCUCGUCUGAUCUCGGAUCAGUGGACCGUAAAGUCCUGGAUGACCUCUACGAAGACAUCCACUGGCUCAUACUGGUCUCAGGGUAUCUACUAGCAGACGAUUCUCAGGGUGAAACCCCGUUGAUCCCCUCGGAGGUGAUGGAGUUCUCCAUCAAACACUCGACAGAAGUCGACAUAAACACGACGCUGCAGAUCCUCGGAUCUCCGGGGGAGAAGGCGUCUUCCAUACCGGGCUGCAACCGCACAGACUCCGUCAUCAGGUUGCUGUCGGCCGUGUUGAGGACGUCGGAGGUCGAGUCCAGAGCGACCAGAGCGAGUCUGACAGAGCUGCUGAGCCCUCAGAUGGGUAAAGACAUCGUGUGGUUCCUCAGACGAUGGGCGAAGACGUAUCUGCUGGUGGACGAGAAGCUCUAUGAGCAGAUCAGCAUCCCCCUGAGCACGGCGUUUGGCGCCGACACCGAGGGCGCCCAGUGGAUCGUGGGAUAUCUCCUGGAGAAGGUGAUCAACAACCUGUCGGUGUGGAGCUCGGAGCCGGAGUUGGCCAACGACACCGUGGAUCUGCUGGUGACGCUGGUAGAGAAGAGGGAGAGGGCCAACAUCGUGGUGCAGUGCGAGAGCUGGUGGAACCUGGCGAAGCAGUUCGCCAGCCGCAGUCCUCCCCUCCACCUGCUGUCCAGCUCCGUGCAGAGGUCCCUGAUGAAGGCUCUGGUCCUGGGAGGCUUCGCGCACAUGGACGCCGACACCAAGCAGCAAUACUGGGCCGAGGUGCUUCAUCCUCUGCAGCAGCGUUUCCUGAACCUCAUCAACCAGGAGAACUUUGCCCAGAUCAGCCAGGAGGAGGCCGUGAAGCAGGAGAUCGUGGCCACGCUGGAGGCGCUGUGCGGCAUCGCGGAGGCGACGCAGAUCGACAACGUGGCUUCGCUCUUCUCGUUCCUCAUGGACUUCCUGUCCAGCUGCAUCGGCCUCAUGGAGGUUUACAGCAACACGCCGGAGACGAUCAACCUCAUCAUUGAGGUUUUUGUGGAAGUGGCUCAUAAGCAGAUCUGUUACCUGGGAGAGACCAAGUCCAUGAAGCUGUACGAAGCGUGUCUGACGCUGCUGCAGGUUUACUCCAAAAACAACCAGAGCCGGAAGCGGAGCGACGCCACGGCCGAGGAGGACCAGUACCAGGACCUGCUGCUCAUCAUGGAGCUGCUCACUAACCUGCUCUCCAAGGAGUUCAUCGACUUCAGCGACACCGACGACGUGUUCAGGAACCAGGACCAGGGGACGCCGGCCUCCAGUCGGACGGUGUCAGCGGCCGACGUGGUUCUUUACGGCGUCAACAUCGUUCUUCCGCUCAUGUCUCAGGACCUGCUCAAGUUCCCGUCUCUGUGUAACCAGUACUACAAGCUCAUCACCUUCAUCUGCGAGAUCUUUCCAGAGAAGAUCCCUCAGCUGCCUGAAGACCUGUUCAAGAGCCUCAUGUUCUCCCUGGAGCUGGGAAUGACCUCGAUGAGCUCAGAAAUCAGUCAGCUGUGUCUGGAGGCUCUGUCUCCUCUGGCCGAACAAUGCGCCAAGAACCAGGAGAAGGACUCGCCUCUGUUCAUCGCCACCCGGCACUUCCUCAAGCUGGUGUUCGACAUGCUGGUCCUGCAGAAACACAACACAGACAUGACGGUGGCAGCGGGAGAAGCUCUGUACACGCUGGUGUGUCUGCACCAGGCCGAGUACUCGGAGCUGGUGGAGACGCUGCUGUCCUCUCAGCGAGACGCCGUCAUCUACCAGCGGCUGGCGGACGCCUUCAACAAGCUGACGGCGUCCAGCACGCCGCCCACCAUGGACCGCAAGCAGAAGCUGGCCUUCCUCAAGAGCCUGGAGGAGUUCGUGGCCAACGUGGGCGGCCUGCUCUGCGUCAAAUAACCACUGGAGAAAGACUCGGCCUCAAAGACGCCCCCCCCAUCCUUUCCCCUAUCUCCCCCUCCCGCCUCAUUCCCUGAGAACUCUGGGUAGAAGGGACGAAGCCUCGGAGUUAACUCUCCGCCUGAAUCCUCUGUCGCCUCCUCGGGUUUUUGUGUUUCCCUCCUCAACCCGUUCACCCCCCGAAAGCGCUGAUUGACAGAUUUGAUUAUGAUGAUGAUGAUGAUGGCGGUGAUGAUGAUGUGGUAACCAUGGAGACGUGCCCUGUUAGACUGAAGCCACAGAGCACUGGUCGCCAUGACGACGAGAGGCGGAGCAGGACGUUGACGGCAUCGUUCUCCCCCUUCCUCCUCCUCCUCCUCCUCCUCCUCCUUCCUCCUCCUCGUGUGCCUGGAGGCCUCAUUAGUUUUGGAUGUAGUUUGAAGGUUUUUUUUAAAGGCGCCAUUUAGUUUUAAGAUUACCAUGGCAACCAACCAACACACACACAGACACACACCCCCAUAAAUGUCACCCCGACUCUUCCCAGAGUGCCUUUGUUCUGCUGAUUUGUUGCGUGUGCUCCACUGACGACAAACGACGCCCGUGCCUGCCACAAACAAACAAACAAACAAACACACAAACAGACAAACAAACACACACGACGGAGAUUCAGCAUCUUUGAGGCUGCGGGGGGAGAAAGGGGGAGGGAAGGGGGGAGACAGGAUGACGGAAAAACCAAAAUCAGAUUGUGUUUCACUAAAAGGGUGUAAAUGUAUAUAUAUAAAUAUAUAAUGUUUUCAAGCAGAGAAGUUCCAGAAAUGUUCGUUGGAAGAAACAAAAAAUGACUUAAAAAAUGUUUUUAUAUGACAGGAGACGGAAUUCAGCUAAAGAGGGAGCAACUUUCUCUGUGUUGACUUUUGAGGUUUGAUAUUGUUUUUUUUGUUUUUGUUGUUUUUUUUUCUUCUUCCUAUCUGGAUCGUAGUUGCCUCCUUUCAGGUGAAGACGCCUUUGGGGGCCUGGGAAGCGUUUAGCAGGUUGAUUUCUGUAGUUAUUUUUCUACCGCGCCGCUCUUCAACAACACACUGGACUGAGGCAGAGACUGUUUGAGUUGAAGGACAGCAAUAACAAACCAAAUACAAAGGAGCAGAGCCACUCGUCGAAGCGUCACGUUCCUCGUUCAGAGCACUACCCCCCCUUCCUUCCUGUAGAUGGCUGUUUUUCUUUUUUUUUUUUUUGUUAAUGAAGUGUAAAAGUGUACAUAAAGUUAUUGUAUAAAACGUUA
This is a messenger RNA of Mugil cephalus (flathead mullet), 4772 nucleotides long. RefSeq names its product exportin 4 (gene xpo4). The transcript has 24 exons. NCBI's taxonomy places the organism in Eukaryota, Metazoa, Chordata, Actinopteri, Mugiliformes, Mugilidae. Gene Ontology annotation, cellular component: nuclear pore; cytoplasm. The record is from RefSeq and is a predicted model, not a curated record. Gene Ontology annotation, molecular function: nuclear export signal receptor activity. The coding region runs from base 35 to 3514 and encodes 1159 amino acids. Gene Ontology annotation, biological process: protein export from nucleus.